Messenger RNA from Ostreococcus tauri, 1947 nucleotides. Its product is annotated as P-loop containing nucleoside triphosphate hydrolase. The transcript has a single exon. Gene Ontology annotation, molecular function: GTPase activity; GTP binding. NCBI's taxonomy places the organism in Eukaryota, Viridiplantae, Chlorophyta, Mamiellophyceae, Mamiellales, Bathycoccaceae. Bases 1 to 1947 code for a protein of 648 amino acids. The record is from RefSeq and is a predicted model, not a curated record.
AUGCCUCCGAAGAAGUCCACCGCCCUCGACCGCGUCGCUCGAGGCGCCGAGCGCCUGCGACGCGGCGACGUGAGCUCGGGCGCGAGAGCGGCGGCCGAGACGCACGACGCGCGUGACGGACGCGUGGACGCCCGUCGAGGCAUGGCCACGACGGUGUUCACCGUGGAGUCGUUGGGGUUGAAGACGACGAAGAGCGCGCGGGAGAAACGGCGCGGGAUGGGGAGCUCGGGAUCGCACAGAAAGGGCGUCGCGACGGUGCUCGCGGCGGAGGCGAGCUACGACGUCGAACGAAGAGUGCGAGACGGUCGACGACCGCUGCGCAGUGCACCGUUGGGAUACGUCGAAAGGACGCCGGAUGGAUUUAAAGACGAUGCGACGUCGCUGUCGUUGAUGCCGGCGCGACCGAGGUGGGAUUACGAGCUGAAGCGCGGACGGUUGCACGCGCGAGAGCGCAAGGCGUUCGUGAAGUGGUUGCGAACGGCGAAGGAGGCGAUGAUCGAGGUCGGGGGCUACGCGCCGGCGUUUGAGCAGAAUAUAGACGUGUGGAGACAGUUGUGGCGAGUUUUGGAGCGCUCGGACGUGGCGUGCGUGGUCGUAGACGCGAGAAAUCCAAUGCUUCAUUUGCCGCCGGCGCUGUACGCGCACGUGACGAGACGAUUGCGAAAACCGCUCGUGGUCGUCCUGAACAAGGCUGACGCGGUGCCGAUGCGCGCAAUCGAUGAGUGGGCGGCGCAUCUUCUCGCGUCUCUUCCGGGGAUCGACGCCGUGGUUGGAUACUCGUCUCGCGAUGAGGCGCCGCCCACGGAGCGAUUUUGGGAUAAGAAGAGCCAUGGAGACGAAGAGCGCGAGGAAGCGGCGGAAAGAAUGCAUCGCGAGAGCGCGAUUCCGAUGGGGCGAGAGGCUUUACUUCGCGUGUGCAAAGAGUUAGCUCGGACGGGAAAGCGAUAUCAAGCCGAUGCGGAGGUCGAAGUGGAUGACGGCGCCGACGAAGAAGAGGACGGCGAAGAGGAGGAAGACGGAGUGAGUGCGCAGGAAGCCGAAGACGCGCGGCUGGCGCUAGAAAGAGAAAACGAAGAAUUCGAAAAGCUCAAGUCCGAGGGAAGGGUCAUGAUUGGCCUGGUAGGGCAUCCGAACGUCGGUAAAUCUUCGAUGGUCAACUCGCUGAUGAAGCGCAAGGCCGUGAGCGUCAAGGCGACGCCUGGCCACACAAAGACACUGCAAACACUCAUUAUGGAUGAGGAAACGUGCCUAUGUGACUCGCCGGGGCUCGUUUUCCCACGCGUUGACGUCACUCCGGCAGAACAAAUCAUAGGCAGUCUCGUUCCGCUUCCGACGGUUCGCGAGCCCUACAGCGCCAUUCGCUGGCUCGCCGAAGCGAAGCUGGUCGGCGCCGAGCGAUGGCAAGCCAUCGGGCGCAAAUUCAGUGGAUCAGACGACGGCAAGCUCGCGCAGUCCCUCGCCGCGCCGAUCACAAGCGCUCUCAAGAUUAAACAGUCAAAAACGUACGAUCCCGAAGUGCUCGAGCUCUUGAACAACGAGGAUUUGACCGGUGAGUCUCUUCCGUGGUCACCGCUGUCGCUUUGCCAAGCGUAUGGAAAUAUGAGAGGUUUCAUGCUGACGCGAGGCGUGGACUUGCAGCGCUCCGGACAAGUCAUACUAGGAAUGGUGUACGAGGGCAAGAUUCCGUAUGCCAUUCCGCCGCCCGCGGGCGCGCCGGUGGUGAAGACGAAAGCGGACAUUCAAGAGAUUGAAGUGGAUGAAGACGAAUUCGAGGACGACGAAUCGGACGACGACAUUAAAAUCGCACGCACCGGUUUCGCCGCACUCGCGAUGAACUCCGACGAAGAAACCAUGCGCGAGCAGUACGCGUACAGCUCCGACGAGGACGAGCGCGGCACCUUCUUACCCAUUUCGUCGGCGCUGGCGAAAGAGAUGCGUUAUCAAUAG